Molecule: messenger RNA, 501 nt
Organism: Melampsora larici-populina 98AG31
Lineage: Eukaryota; Fungi; Basidiomycota; Pucciniomycetes; Pucciniales; Melampsoraceae
Exons: 5
Coding region: 1-501 (166 amino acids)
Source: RefSeq, a predicted model, not a curated record
AUGAAUGCUGAGGAGGAGCAGGACGAAGAUGAGGAAUAUGACCCCAAACGCACCAUCAAAAUCAAGGAAGCACGGGCGGAAUACCUGCUAGCCCGUUUGGAGCACUUGAAUUCACUCGUGGAGGGUGAUCAGACUGAAUUCAAGAUAGUGGAAGCCUGGAAAUUCAACGAGAUUCCGCGUGCUUAUAGGGCAGCUGAAAUUGUCCUGGUGCGCCAAUUCAAGCCUAAGUGUAAAGCCAAUGCGAAUGGGGAGGACGAGCUAUCCUUAAAACAAUGGUUGCGUGAUGCCCCGUCUCCUAAACGCGCUCGAGUGGAACCAGCCAGCGGGUCCUCUCAAGAGCCAAAUAUUUCUGGCACACGAUCCAAGUCUGGAGCGGACCCUAGUGGCUAUCUGCUUCUCAGAGCCAAGGAAAGCAACUGCGAGGCUUUAGCCAACAUUAGUGUGCCUAAGAAGAGGGGUGGUGAAUCCAAAUUGAGAAUGAUCCUAAGGAUAUUGAUCUGA